Lampris incognitus (smalleye Pacific opah) is the source of this 3154-nucleotide messenger RNA. RefSeq names its product MAPK interacting serine/threonine kinase 2b (gene mknk2b). NCBI's taxonomy places the organism in Eukaryota, Metazoa, Chordata, Actinopteri, Lampriformes, Lampridae. The transcript has 14 exons. The record is from RefSeq and is a predicted model, not a curated record. Gene Ontology annotation, molecular function: calmodulin binding; calcium/calmodulin-dependent protein kinase activity; ATP binding. Bases 298 to 1725 code for a protein of 475 amino acids. Gene Ontology annotation, cellular component: nucleus; cytoplasm. Gene Ontology annotation, biological process: peptidyl-serine phosphorylation; protein autophosphorylation; intracellular signal transduction.
GUUGCAAUUUGUUUUUCUACCACCUUCUAUGCACUCAACUGCCAGGCGCUCCCCUCCUCGACCAUCAUCUGCGGCUUUCGAAGCAGUGGGUCCAACUACGACGCCGACACUGGAGCUUUAAAAUUAUCAACGGGGGCUCCCGUUUAAAGCGUCGCACCAAGUUGACCAGCCAGUGCUGUGUGAUCGUUUGCUCCUUUCUCUGGAACGGCUCUCUGUUUCGGAGAAGUGCAAUUCGAGAUCAGCUCCGAGCCACUGCAGCCGCUGCAAACUCGCAAAAUCACCCAAAAUCGAAGAAAAAUGGUGCAAAAUAAAAUUACCGAAGUAACUGGAUUCCACCGGUCUUUCAAGGGCCAAAAUCCCUUUGAGUCAGAUGACUUCACUAAAAAUGGAUCCCUCCUUCUUGAUUCGACCUUUAAUUUUGAAUCUUCCCCCAGACACGACAUGCCCUCAAGUCAGCCUAUUGACAUCCCAGAUGCCAAGAAGAGAAACAAGAAGAAAAAACGUUGCCGGGCAACUGACAGUUUCUCUGGACGGUUUGAAGAUGUCUACAGGCUUCAGGAAGAGGUCUUAGGAGAGGGUGCUUAUGCCAGGGUGCAAACCUGUAUCAACCUCAUUACCAAUAAAGAAUAUGCUGUCAAGAUCAUUGAGAAGAGACCAGGUCACAGUCGCAGUCGUGUCUUCCGCGAGGUUGAGAUGCUCUACCAGUGCCAGGGCCACAGGAACAUCCUGGAGCUGGUUGAGUUCUUUGAAGAGGAAGACAAAUUCUACUUGGUGUUUGAAAAGCUGAGAGGAGGGUCCGUCCUAGCUCAUAUUCACAAAAGACGGCAUUUCAGCGAGCAGGAAGCCAGCGUUGUGGUGCAGGACAUUGCCAGCGCUCUUGAUUUUCUGCAUAACAAGGGAAUGGCACAUAGAGACCUGAAACCUGAAAAUAUCCUGUGUGAGCAUGAGGACAAGAUAUCCCCAGUCAAGAUCUGUGACUUUGAUCUGGGCAGUGGGAUCAAGCUGAAUAGUGACAGCUCACCCAUCUCCACUCCUGAGCUCCUCACUCCUUGUGGCUCUGCAGAGUACAUGGCACCUGAGGUGGUUGAAGCCUUUAGUGAGGAGGCCACCAUUUAUGACAAGCGCUGUGACCUGUGGAGCCUUGGAGUCAUUCUCUACAUCAUGCUUAGUGGCUACCCACCUUUUGUAGGCCGCUGUGGUGGUGGCUGUGGUUGGGAACUGGGAGAGCCCUGCCACACUUGCCAGAAUACUUUGUUUGAGAGUAUCCAGGAAGGGAAGUAUGAGUUUCCUGCGAAAGACUGGGCCCACAUCUCCUUAAGUGCCAAAGACCUUAUAUCCAAACUUUUGGUUCGGGAUGCCAAAAAUCGCCUGAGUGCCAGCCAAGUGCUGCAGCACCCCUGGGUGCAGGGAGGUGCUUCUGACACAUUGCCCACAUCCAUCUUGCAUCAAAGGACCAGCAGUGCCAGGGACCUGACAUUCUUUGCUGGCCAGGCUAUGGCAGUGAACCGGCAGCUGGCAAAGCAGGAUGGGAUGGAAGAGCAGCAGCAACAAGAAGCUCCACUUGUUAUCACUGCCAGCGGUUCUUCCAUGCACCUCUCCCCACCAUCAAACUCCAAGCUAGCCAGACGCAGGCAGAGAAACAGCCAGCCAAAGGGAGGGCCCGUCUCUGCUGCAGAGCUCCGUCAGCUCCUUGCUCCUCUCGUCAUUGUGGGAGAUUGUGCCUGAGCUCCCCAAACCCUGACCUCUAACCUUGUGUUCUGACUCAGAUCUAAAUACCCUCUUACCUUCCCUCCCAGAGUGUGGCCCCUCUCUCUGACUCUAGCUGGCCUUGGUUCUUCAGUCAUUCAGGCUCUCUUGCCUCACUGUAAAGGGGGCUGCUACCUGCAGCCUUCCCUCUAAAUGCCUUCUGCCUCUCUGCAGCACUUUUAAAGCACAUCAGCCCAGGGCCUGCAUAUAGCAAACAUGUGUAUAUGCACGUCCAAGUUAGAGAGAGAGGGCCAUCUCUAGAUUUGGGGUUAAAUAGGGAAGUGUUGUUGUGUUUUUUUUUUUCUCCUUUUGAGUUAUGUUUUCUUUUUGUACAACUCAAUUCAGAAAAAAAUCAAAACACUUAUUGAAACCAAGCUCAGACACCAAAGGACAACCUGUUGUGCUGCUCCCACAUGUUACAACUGGAUCCACUGUGAAUUAAGUUAUCUGGAAUGUUCUCUUUGGUUGUGUAUAUAUAAGCAUGAAUGGCCCAUCUGCAGAUACGUACAAACUUAUGCAAUAUGCCAAGAUGAAGGCUGUUCUGUCUAGAAGGGAUUCAGUGUUGGGGGCUGGAAGAGCUGUAAGCCAAUGCUGUCUGUGCCUGGUACAGUCCAUUAUGUGGCUGGGGGCGCCCCUAAAAGCUUUGAUUUUCGACUUUAUCUCAAUUUUCGGUAAAUUCGUCACAGUUGAGCCUCUUUUAUUGGUCUGCGAUGAACCCUUCUUGAUAGCCAUGCACCUAAUGGAUCCAGAGUAACCAACCAGCCCUGACUUAUUGCUGCACCAGUCAGUGCAGUUUAUCAUGUAAAUCUAUGCCAAAUUACCAGUGGUCACAUUUUCAGUAUUUAUAUAUUGGAAAAUCAGGCAAUUCUUAUGGCAUUUCUUUGGUGCGUAUUGGGUUACAAUUGAACUCUUCCUGGAUUGUGAUGCAUGGCAAUAACAAAACGAAGGUUCUCUGUACCAGGCUUAAUCUAUGACUGCUUUGUUUCUUGGUACAGGUAAAUGAUAAAGGCUGGGAAAGUGAAAUUGGGUUUGUGUUAGUUACAUUCUUCAGUAAUUUGUGAUUUGUCAGAACUUUAUCAUGUCAGAACAGUUUUUUUCUUCUCUCAUCCAGACCAUUAGUCAUUAUGUCAUUAGGUGUGAGCUUAAUUGUUUCGGCCUUGAAAGUUAUAACCCCCACUAUUCAGCAGGGGUCAGAAAAGCACAUUUUGCAACCCAGGUGUCACUUGUUUAUUGAAUAUGGUUAAUCAGACCACCACCCUUUUUGAAGGGGUAACCAACGCUGUAUUCAUUCACAUGAUACACCCACUCAGAACUUAUUCUUUUUUUUUUUGUCAUGGUCUGACAAUUCCUGGUGCAAAUUAUUAGAUAAGCAAACAAACUUUGGGAAUAAAUAAAAUAAAUAAACAUU